This is a messenger RNA of Frankliniella occidentalis (western flower thrips), 1554 nucleotides long. NCBI's taxonomy places the organism in Eukaryota, Metazoa, Arthropoda, Insecta, Thysanoptera, Thripidae. The record is from the annotation of a RefSeq genome assembly.
AUGUAUAAAAACAAUUUUUUAAUAAAAUGAAUAUUUUCGUCUAACCAUAAAGAUAUCGGAAUUUUAUACUCUUUAUUUGGAUUUUGAUCGGGUAUAUUUGGUUUAUCAUUAAGUAUAUUAAUCCGAUUAAACUUACGAACAUCCUUUAAACUAUUUAUUAGAAAUGACCAAUUUUAUAAUUCGGUAGUAACAGCCCAUGCAUUCGUAAUGAUUUUUUUUACAGUUAUACCAAUUAUAAUUGGUGGGUUUGGUAAUUGAUUAGUACCUUUAAUAUUAGGAGCACCAGAUAUAGCAUUUCCUCGACUUAAUAACAUAAGAUUUUGACUUCUUCCACCCUCUUUAACAUUGUUAAUUAUAGGUUCAUCAAAAGAUGGUGCAGGAACAGGAUGAACAGUUUACCCACCUUUGUCAACUUUUUAUCACUCUGGACCAUCAGUAGAUUUAACUAUUUUUUCCCUUCAUUUAGCAGGUAUUUCUUCAAUUCUAGGAGCCUUAAAUUUUAUUACAACGAUUUUAAAUUUAAAGAUCAAAAAAUUAACAACGGAAAAGAUAACUUUAUUUGUUUGAUCAGUUAUUUUAACAGCUAUUUUAUUAUUAUUGUCGUUACCAGUUUUAGCAGGAGCUAUUACAAUAUUAUUAACAGACCGAAACUUAAAUACAUCCUUCUUUGAUCCGAGAGGAGGUGGGGACCCAGUUUUAUACCAGCACUUGUUUUGAUUUUUUGGGCACCCAGAAGUUUAUAUUUUAAUCUUGCCUGGUUUUGGUUUAAUCUCCCAUAUUAUUACACAAGAAAGGAAUAAAAAAAGAACAUUUGGAUUAAUAGGAAUAAUUUACGCUAUAAUGGCUAUUGGAUUUUUAGGAUUUAUUGUUUGAGCUCAUCAUAUAUUCACAAUUGGAAUAGAUGUAGAUACACGAGCCUACUUUACUUCAGCAACCAUAAUUAUCGCUGUUCCUACGGGAAUUAAAAUUUUUAGAUGAUUAGCUACAUUUUCAGGUGCGAAAAUCAAUAUAAAAGUAUCAACCUUAUGAAGAAUAGGAUUUGUAUUUCUCUUCACUUUGGGGGGGCUUACAGGGGUUAUACUUUCUAAUUCUUCUAUUGAUAUUGUUCUUCAUGAUACUUAUUAUGUAGUAGCACAUUUUCAUUAUGUAUUAUCCAUAGGUGCUAUUUUUGCUAUUUUCGCAGGAACAGUACAUUGAUAUCCUUUAUUUACAGGAUUAACAAUAAAAAAAAAAUUGCUGAAAAUUCAUUUUUUUUUAAUAUUUAUUGGUGUUAACCUAACAUUUUUCCCUCAACAUUUUAUGGGAUUAAGAGGAAUACCUCGACGUUAUUCUGAUUAUCCAUUUAUGUUUGAAUCAUGAAAUAAAAUCUCAAGAUUUGGAUCAAUUAUCAGAUUGAUAGCAACAAUUUUAUUUAUUUUUAUUCUUUGGGAAAGAAUAGCUUCUCAACGAAUCGUUGUUAUGCUAAAUAAAAAUAAUUGAUCUAUUGAAUGAAAUAAAUCAGCACCAACUAAGGAACACUGUUUUGAAGAAAAUCCAAAGAUUUUUAACUUUUAA